AUGUCAAAGGAUCCUGGCUUUGGGAGCCUGGAAUUGGGGUUGCCACUCAUGCUGGCUGGGAUUGUCAAAGAAGACCAGGUCCUGGCAAUCCAGGACGUGGAGACAAAGCAAUUUGACCCCUCGGAGCUGGUGCCAGAUCUGCCGGGACUGCACCUAAGAAGCCGAAACCGCCUGCACCGCAAGUCGCGGCCCCAUUCUGAGAAGGGAGUGGACCUCGGCCUUCUUGAAGGUCGGGUCCUUGCCGGGAGCUUCCGGGUUCUCAGGGUGACCUUCAUAAGCGCACAGAGACUGUGCCUCGGAUUGGCCGGAGAAGCACUUGGGCUCUUUGCAAGGCCAUGGGAGGAUGCGUGGCAGCCACUGCAUCUGUGGCGUACGUGCCAGCCUCGGGCCCGAAGCCCGAAGGUCCAAACCUUCCAGCCCUGCACCCCCAAAUCCCUUAAACCCCUCGAACCCUUCAAAGCCUCAAUCGGGGUUUUAAGGAUUUGUGCUUUAGGCAUUCAUUCCCCUCCAGCCUCGUACACCUGA
Symbiodinium natans is the source of this 525-nucleotide messenger RNA. NCBI's taxonomy places the organism in Eukaryota, Dinophyceae, Suessiales, Symbiodiniaceae. The record is from the annotation of a GenBank genome assembly.